AUAUAUAACAGUCUUAGAAUGAACAAUUCUUUUUCUUUCUGUAGUGAAAUUGGGUGAAAAUGUCACUGUAUCCUUCUUUGGAAGAUCUGAAGGUGGACAAGGUAAUUCAGGCCCAGACAGCUUUCUCUUCAAAUCCUGCCAAUCCAGCAAUUUUAUCAGAAGCCUCAGCACCCACUUUUCAAGAUGGAAGUUUAUAUCCAAGACUGUAUCCUGAACUUUCCCAGUAUAUGGGUCUGAGCCUGAGUGAAGAGGAGAUACAUAGAAACUUGGCAGUGGUUCCUGCUGCUGAUUCUCAGGGGCUUGUUGCGAGGCCUUCUGGGGUGAAUUACAUGGUGGCUCCAGUAACUGGAAAUGAUGUUGGGAUUCGUCGAGCAGAAAUUAAGCAAGGGAUCCGUGAAAUAAUCUUGUGUAAAGAUCAGGAUGGGAAAAUUGGACUUCGUCUUAAAUCAGUUGACAAUGGUAUAUUUGUCCAGCUGGUUCAGGCAAACUCUCCAGCCUCACUGGCUGGCCUGAGGUUUGGGGACCAGGUUCUGCAAAUCAACAGUGAAAACUGUGCAGGAUGGAGUUCUGACAAGGCUCACAAAAUUCUGAAGCAGAUACCUGGAGAUAGAAUUUCAAUGAUUAUUCGUGACAGGCCUUUUGAGCGAACUGUUACCAUGCACAAAGACAGCACAGGACAUGUUGGCUUCAUAUUCAAAAAUGGAAAGAUAACUUCAAUAGUAAAAGACAGUUCUGCUGCUAGAAAUGGACUCCUGACAGAACAUAACAUCUGUGAAAUCAAUGGACAGAAUGUAAUUGGCCUGAAAGAUUCCCAAACUGCAGAUAUCUUGACAACAGCUGCAAAUGUAGUGACUAUCACCAUCAUGCCUUCCCAGAUUUUUGAGCACAUAAUAAAGAGGAUGGCCUCAAGCAUUAUAAAAAGCAAGAUGGAUCACACUAUCCCUGAAGUUUAAAAUUUGAGCUAUUUUGCUGUGGAUACAUCUAUAAUAAGAACUCUGCUAAACUCUUCAUUCAGAAUUUAUGUUCUGCACAUGAGCCUUUAAAAGCCGAAGAGGAGAGCUGCUGCAUUGCAUUAUGAUUCCAACUCAUGACCUUUGUUUACCAGCUGUGAACAUGGUAGCCUUACACUAGCUUCAGAAAAUAUAGAACUAUGUAAUGCUUCUUUUCAUACGGCUAUACUGUAUAUUUCCCCUCUAACUAUAAGCCAUAGUGGAAGAAAACUGAUGUAUACCAUGUUAGUAUUUACUAUUUGUGAUUCAAGCCUGUUGCUGCUCUUUGUACUCUUUUCAGAUACUUUAGUUUUUUACACUACUUUCUGCUUGCAAAGAUACCUUGUGAUGACUCUAGUGCUAGUAAUUUUGUUUACAAAAGCAUGCCUCUUAAAGUUGAGCAUAACAAUGCUAUCAUUCCAUAUGUAUUCUAAUUAGAAGCAUAGCUGAGCAUCUAGGUGUCAAUCUUUUUAUUGCUAUCCAGUCAUUUUGAUAUGUUUGACCUUACUUUCACUGUUAAUUCAAAUAAAUUGUUGCUAAACUUCUUGUUUUCUAAUUAAAA
This is a messenger RNA of Heteronotia binoei (common prickly gecko), 1551 nucleotides long. It is a transcript of the gene SDCBP, whose product is annotated as syndecan binding protein. NCBI's taxonomy places the organism in Eukaryota, Metazoa, Chordata, Lepidosauria, Squamata, Gekkonidae. The record is from RefSeq and is a predicted model, not a curated record. Gene Ontology annotation, biological process: positive regulation of transforming growth factor beta receptor signaling pathway. Bases 60 to 953 code for a protein of 297 amino acids. Gene Ontology annotation, molecular function: syndecan binding. Gene Ontology annotation, cellular component: plasma membrane; cytoplasm. The transcript is spliced from 8 exons.